AUGUCACGACUGAUCGUUAUUCUUGGUAUAACCGGUGUGCAAGGCAGCUCCGUCGCCGACGCCUACCUUCUAAAUGCCGGUUGGAAGAUUCGCGGCGUGACACGCAAUCCUGAGUCUGAUAGCGCAAAAGACUGGGUGUUAAAAGGUGUGGAAAUAGUCAAAGGUGACCUUGAUGACGUGGCGUCUUUGAAGCAAGCCUUUGUGGGCGCCGACAUUAUUUUCGGUGUCACCGACUUCUGGACAAUCUUCAAAGACCCAGAAAGCCAGAAAAAGAAGAAGCCCAGUCAAGAGCUGGUUGAAUACUGCCAUGACGUCGAGUUACAGCAAGGCAAAAAUAUUGCCGAUGCUGCGGCGACUGUCCCUUGCCUUUCCCGAUACAUCUUCAGCUCAAUGGCCAAUGCGAAGACAUCCAGUAACAACAAGUUUGCCCAAAUAUAUCACAUGGACUCCAAAGCAGAUGCUGCCGUUUAUGCGCAGAGCCUCCCAGCCCUCGCUGGAAAGUUUUCACAGGUCCAGGCGCCCAUAUAUUUCCAGCUCCCCUGGGAGUGGGGACUUCCUACAACCCCGAAGAAGACAGCCGACGGCACCUGGCGGAUGGCAGGCAUCGGCCCAGGUAACAAGGGCAUUCCAUUCGGACACGUCCGCAAGGAUCUGGGUCAAUGCGUCAAGACAAUUGCUGAAUCUGAGCCUGGUAUCAACUUGUUCGCUGUUGGAGAAUACUUGUCCUGGUCCGAUUACCUCCGAAUCUUUUGCGAAACGCAAGGUUUAGAAUACGGUGGCUAUGACGAGCUUUCCUACGACAAGUUCUGCGAGCUGCUUCCCGGUGGACUUGGUCAUGAAUUCGCUCACAAUGUACUGUUUGCAUUGGAGUUUGGGUACGAGGGUAUCGAUCCUGCAGUAGUACGGCCUGAAACGUUUGGUCUGAAGAUGACUUCGUUCCGUGAAUAUUGCCAGGAGACUGAUUUCUCAGCUCUGAAAGAUAACAAAUGA
Molecule: messenger RNA, 990 nt
Organism: Penicillium riverlandense
Lineage: Eukaryota; Fungi; Ascomycota; Eurotiomycetes; Eurotiales; Aspergillaceae
Product: CAZyme family GH35
Exons: 4
Coding region: 1-990 (329 amino acids)
Source: RefSeq, a predicted model, not a curated record